Symsagittifera roscoffensis is the source of this 3422-nucleotide messenger RNA. RefSeq names its product E3 ubiquitin-protein ligase BRE1A-like. Gene Ontology annotation, cellular component: nucleus; HULC complex. Bases 72 to 3050 code for a protein of 992 amino acids. Gene Ontology annotation, molecular function: metal ion binding; ubiquitin protein ligase activity. NCBI's taxonomy places the organism in Eukaryota, Metazoa, Xenacoelomorpha, Acoela, Convolutidae. The record is from RefSeq and is a predicted model, not a curated record. The transcript is spliced from 17 exons.
UAUCUAAUAUUAAUAAUGGGGUUUUUUCAGAUGAAUUUGAUGAUGUUUGACUGAAGUUGUCUAGUAAUUAAAUGGCUUCAAAGCGGCCUGCGAGUGCAGUGUCAUCGGAAGGCUCUAGUGGACACCACGAGUCUUCUUCAGUAGUGGUGAAGAAAGAAGAGGCGGAUGAUGGACCCCCGAGCAACAAGAAAACGGCAGUGAUUCCGCCCGUCUCUAUCGGUCGCGUGGGUACAUCGGAGGAAAUGGACACUAGAGUUCUGGUGUUCCAGAAUCGAAAGUUAGCCCAGCAGCUGGAGGCCCAAAAGGACAAAGAGGAUGAGCUUCAGAAGAGAAUCAAUGACAUGGAGCAGGUGCAGGCACUCAAUGACGACACCCUAUCUACUGUGAACAAGUAUUGGAUACAGUUGGAUGAGAAUUUGAAGCUAUUGGUGGGUCGUCUGAAAACAGAGGAUAGGUACAAGGAGUUCCUGGUGGACCUCAACCUGGGGUUCGAACCCCUCCCCAACAGUGUCAAGUGGGAGAACUCCAACUCAUCCUUCGCAGACGCCAAUCUAGCCCAGGACCAUGACGAAGAGAGCAACAGCGAAUCAAUAUCGGCUGCGUCCAAUUCCAAAAAAGGUCAUAGCGAGUCGUUUUUGCGACACCUGAAAACGAGUGAGAAGACGGAGCUGGAUGAGGGCUUGUCCUCUCGUGUCAACUUCACCUCGAAGAUCAUGCACAAGCUAGUCUACUCCAUAGAGACUGAACGAACACUUGUGAACGAAUUCUUCAACAAACUGAAAGAUGUGCUGUCGGAUGAGAUCCAGUGGGCGGAUGAGGCGAGCACGGAGGGAGUGAUGACGUCAUUCAAGGAGUAUGUGCUAUAUGUGGUAGAUGCCAAUGACUCACUCACUCAACAACUCAACUCACUCCACCAGAAGUUCGACACUGCCAGUUUACAGAUGUUGGGCACCCGUGACAAACUUCUCAGAUGCCAAGAAGAAAACGAAGACCUGAAAGAGAAGAUCGAGGAUCUAGAGCACGACUUGACUCACUCCCGAGCGAAGUCGGACAAGUUCGAACGACUGCUGGUGGAUGCUCUGCAGAAUGGAGGCAAGCCACAGUGUAGAGUAGUCGAUCCAGAUAAUGCUGGCUCUGGAAAACUGGGCACGCCUUCCACUCCCGGAGCACCUAAGGUGUCUGGUAGCGAAGAAGACGUGUAUGGAGAAGACUACCUGAAGUGCACUCUGCAUAGAAAAGAAGAGACAAUCGAAGCCUACAGCACUGAGAUUGCGAACCUCAAAAAAGCCCUGGAGGAAGCCACCUUAGACUUCAAGAAUCUGCCGGAAGACCGAAUCACGACCAGCUGUGAGUACAAGGUGCUGCAGAGCAAGUUCAGUGUGAUCUUCAACGAGAACCAGCAGCUGAAGUACCAACUGGACGAAAUGCGCAAUCUGCUUCAGGGCACUAAGACCAACCACCGCAAACACAUCGAACAGAUGGAGAAAGACGAGUUGUCAUGUCAGAAGAAACUGCGCAAUGAAGUGAUUCAACUGGAGGACACUUUAGCCCAAGUGAGGAAAGAGUACGAAAUGUUGAGGAAUGAGUUUGAGCAGAACAUGGCCCAGAACGACCAGACACUUCCGAUCAACAAAGAGAUCACCCAGAUCACAAAGACACUUAUGAGCAACAAUUCACACCUCAAAGCGGAACUCAGUCGACAUAAGAGAAAACUCAAAGACGCUCAGUGCGAAAUACUCAAGCUGAAACAACAACUAGUUGGAGCAGCUGAGACGGCAGUUAAAUCAGCAGCUGACAACUCAUCAUCGGCAUCUUCUGCAACUGAAAAGUCGCCGCAUGACUCAUCGUCAGUCGUCGAAGAAGGAGAACACAUGCAGUCACCGAACACUGCCCACCCUAGUGGGAUGACAACAGGCACAUCAGGGGGGUCUAAUUCGUCUCCUAAGUCCAGCACGGGAAGCGGAGGGGGCAGUGAUCACGAUUCGAAGGAGUCGAGUAUGCUGAAGGAACUGAAAGCACAGCUCAAAAAGAGUCAGGAGAACUGCAGAGAGUACAAGAUAAUGUUGGAGGCGUACAAGGGGGCCUCGAAGGAACAGAGAGACAAGGUGCAGCUGAUGUCCUCGGAGAGGAAGACUCGCCUGGAGAUGGAGGAUCUGAAGGGACAGCUGGCAUCUGCGCAGGAUCAGCUGGCCUGUUUGUCCUCCAGAGAGGCGCCCACACCAGAGAGGAAGUUGGCCAAGAGUCACGAGACUCUGAUUGAGGAGUACAAGAAACAGCUGGCGUCCACCAAACAGGAAGAGGAGGCGUUGCUGAAAGAGAUGGAGGUUACAGGGAGGGCUUUUGAGGACAUGCAGGAGCAGAACAAGCGACUCAUCGACCAGCUGAAGGAGAAAGACAACGCCAACUUCAAACUCAUGGCAGAGAGGAUCAAAGCCAACCAGAUCCAGCGACUCCUCCAGGAGGAAAAGGAAGUGCUAGGCGAACAGGUGAUGACUCUGCAGCAGCAGGUGACCAGUCAGGUGCAGGUGGUGAGGAGGUUAGAGGACAAGGAGAUGCAUCUGAUGAACAGCUACCACUCUCUCGAGAAGGAGGUCCAUUUGAGGACCCAAAUGUCAGAGACACUCAAGAAAAAGGCGACUGAGGGUGCACAGACUAGUUUCGAACAGGGUCUUCAGAUUGAGAAGAUCAGCGGCUGCUACGAGGAUGCCAAAAAAGCCCUGGCUGAGAAAGUGGAGGAGCAACAGGAGGUAGAGCUGGCCUUGAAGCGAAAAGAAGACGAAAUAGACCGACUGAGGCGGAAGUUGGAAAGGCAGAAGAGAAGUAACGUAAUGGCACAGGCGGACGAAGUUUUAAGAGAGGAAAUCCGAAUGUACAAAUCCCAAUUGACGUGUCCAUGCUGCAACGUGAAACAGAUAGACACUCUGCUGACUAAGUGCUAUCACGUGUUCUGCAAUGCCUGCAUUAAGAGGAGAUAUGACACCCGGCAGAGAAAGUGUCCCAAGUGCAGUCACGCAUUCGGAGCCAACGACUUCCACAGAAUAUACAUAUGAUGAUCGGAACAUAAAUUAGGAAGGGGGACUGUUCUCAUACCACAAUUGCCAAAGGCGUGAAAAUUUCUAAUCAAUUUUUAUGCUUUAAGCAAAUCAAACUCGAUUGUUUUCUCCGCUUUUCAAACUCUGAUUGGCUAACCGAGUUAUGAUUGGUUAACAUAAAUUUCGACCAAUCGUCCCUUGUGAUAUGAGGACCCCCUCAUUUAGAAAUACUGUUGAGAACAAAUGAUCCGUCUGAACGUAAUUUACAACUCAUGAAGUGGAAACGAUAAAACUAAAUUUUCAUGUUGCGAAGUAUUCACUAUUGUAAUUUAUCUGUAUUUGAUCUCAUAAAUUCUUUAAAAUUCAAUUUAUCGAGCAAAACGCAUCUUG